CUCGCUCGCUCGCCAUGAUCGAGCUCACCUAGCUUGCUUGCUUGCUUGCGUUAACGACGACGAGGUUGGCAGCAUGAGUGCAGGGAGCCCGUCGCCGGGCGGCGGCGGGGGGAGUAUAUUUGGGUCGAGCGGCGUCGGCGGGUUCGGCUACGGCGUCGGCGCGUCGCUCGGCGUGCUGCUCAUCGUCUCCACCGUCGCGCUCGCCAUCUACUUCUGCAGCCGCACGUCCAUGCCGGUGGCGGCCGCCGCGGGGCCGCCGUCGCCUCCCCGGCGCCAGGACGGCGACGGCGACGUCGAGGCCGGCAUCGACGAGGCGACGCUGGAGGCGUUCCCGGUGGUGGUGUACGGCGAGGCGAGGAAGGCCAGGGAGGGCGGCGCCGCGGCGGCGCAGACGUGCUGCCCCGUCUGCCUGGAGAACUACGGCGACGCCGACGUGCUCCGGGCGCUGCCGGACUGCGGCCACCUGUUCCACCGCGGGUGCGUCGACCCGUGGCUCCGGCAGCGGCCGACGUGCCCCGUCUGCCGGACGUCGCCGCUGCCGAGCCCCAUGCCGACGCCGCUCGCCGAGGUCACGCCGCUGGCUCUCGCCAGGCCGUCGUGAGGAGCUUCUUGGCCUGCUUCUGUGUUUGAUUUUGUUUUUCCAUUUGUACACUGAAAAUUAUCACUAGAAGUAGGAAAAAAUUGAAGAAAAUUUGUUUAUUUUGUUGGGUGUACAUAAAUGUUUCAUGAGUCUCACAAAAUCUGCUCAAAAGUUGUCUCAGAUGGUAAUAAAACAAGAAGAAAUUUGCUCAAAAGUUGCCUCAAAUUGAGAACAUCAGUGAAAUUUCUUUCGAUAGAAAUUUUGCAAAACCAGCGAAAUUUUGGUAUUUUCGGUACCCUGCGAAAGAAAUGUCUUUUGCUCAAAAAAUUAGGUCCUUUUCAAAA
Oryza brachyantha (malo sina) is the source of this 924-nucleotide messenger RNA. RefSeq names its product RING-H2 finger protein ATL70-like. Lineage: Eukaryota; Viridiplantae; Streptophyta; Magnoliopsida; Poales; Poaceae. The record is from RefSeq and is a predicted model, not a curated record. The transcript has a single exon. The coding region runs from base 74 to 601 and encodes 175 amino acids.